AUGAGUUCCUCCAGCGACCAUGACCUUGAAAAGGGUCACCUGGGGCUCACGAAUGAGAAUGACGUGUCAAACCUGGACGAUAACUCGAUCAACGAGUACAAAGGGUUUGAUGAGCAUACGAGCAAGGAUAUCCAGGAGCUUGCCAGAACCUUCACCAAUGACCUGAUCGGCAAGUUGGACUCCCGCGCCACUUCAAUUGGCCUUCGCAAGUACUUGUCUCACAUGUCGGCAGUUCCUGGUGUCCUGCCGUAUAAGCAAGACGAGGUUGAAGAUUCGUUGAACCCUGACUCCGAAAACUUCGAUGCCAAGUUUUGGGUGAAGAACAUGCGGAAAUUGAUGGACCUGGACCCCGACUUUUACAAGCCGUCCAAGCUUGGUAUCGCCUACCGUGAUUUGCGUGCGUACGGGGUUGCUGCCGACUCCGACUACCAACCUACCGUCGAUAACGCCCUCUUCAAGUACGCUGCUGAAGGUGCGCGCAUGUUGCAAAAGAAGGAUGAACUGCGGUACUUCGACAUUUUGAAGUCUAUGGAUGCCAUGAUGUGCCCCGGUGAAGUGACUGUCGUCUUGGGCAGACCCGGUGCUGGUUGCUCUACUCUCCUCAAAACCAUUGCCGCUCACACUUACGGGUUCCAUGUUGCUCCUGAAUCGAAGAUCUCCUACGAUGGCAUCACGCCUAAGGAGAUUGAGAAGCAUUUCCGGGGUGACGUGAUUUACUCCGCCGAAACCGAUACCCACUUUCCUCACUUGUCGGUCGGUGAUACACUUGAUUUCGCUGCCCGCUUGCGGACCCCUCAAAAUCGUCCCGAAGGCGUCACUCGUGAAGAGUACGCCAAGCACAUGGCGCUGGUAUACAUGGCGACUUAUGGUUUGUCGCAUACCCGCAAUACUUGUGUGGGUAACGAUUUCGUUCGUGGUGUUUCUGGUGGUGAACGUAAGCGUGUGUCUAUCGCUGAAGCCUCGUUGUCCGGUGCUAACUUGCAAUGUUGGGAUAACGCUACCCGUGGUUUGGAUGCUGCCACUGCUCUCGAGUUCAUCCGGGCUCUUAAGACCUCCGCCGCUAUCUUGGAACUGACGCCGUUGAUCGCCAUCUAUCAAUGUUCGCAAGAAGCUUACGACUUGUUCGACAAUGUUGUCGUCUUGUACGAAGGUUACCAGAUUUUCUUCGGUCGUGCUGAUAAAGCUAAGCAGUUUUUCUUGGACCAAGGUUGGGAUUGCCCUCAACGUCAAACAACCGCUGACUUCUUGACAUCGUUGACAAACCCUGCUGAACGUACUCCUCGUCCUGGCUUUGAAAACAAGGUGCCUAAGACUCCUCAGGAAUUUGAAGCUUACUGGCGCAACUCUCCCGAAUACAAGCUGUUGAUCCUGAAGAUUGAUACCCACAUGGCUACUGUUGCCCAAGAAAACAACUCCGAGCGUUAUCACGAAUCUCACGUUGCCCGCCAAUCGAAGCACUUGUCGCCUAAGUCGCCCUACACCGUGUCAUUCUUUAUGCAGAUCCGGUAUCUCGUUGCCCGGAAUUUCUUGCGGAUGAAGGGUGAUCCUUCGGUUCCCAUUUUCUCGGUUGUUGGUCAAGUGGUCAUGUCCUUAAUUUUGUCUUCGGUGUUCUACAACUUGGACCAGACAACUAAUUCAUUUUACCAGAGAGGUGCUGCUAUGUUCUUCGCUGUGUUGUAUAACGCCUUUGCAUCGUUGUUGGAAAUCAUGUCCUUGUUUGAAGCCCGCCCCAUUGUUGAAAAGCACAAGAAGUAUGCCCUUUAUCGGCCAUCUGCUGAUGCGUUGGCAUCGAUCAUUUCUGAACUUCCAGUCAAGUUUGUGAUGUCUGUCGGUUUUAAUUUCGUGUUCUACUUCAUGGUCAACUUCCGUCGUAACCCGGGGAGAUUUUUCUUUUACUGGUUGUUGUGUUUCUCGUGUACUUUGGUUAUGUCCCAUUUAUUCCGUCUGAUUGGUGCCGUUUGUACUUCACUUCCUCAAGCCAUGACCCCUGCUACUGUACUUUUGUUGGCCAUGGUUAUCUUCACUGGUUUUGUCAUUCCUUUCCCGUCGAUGUUGGGUUGGUCGAAGUGGAUCUACUGGAUCAAUCCUGUCCAGUAUGUCUUCGAGGCUCUUAUGUGCAACGAAUUCCACAACAGACAGUUUAAGUGUGCCCAGUGGGUUCCGUCGCCCUUGGUCGACUCCAAGUACGCCAAUUUGCGUCCCAAUGAAAUGGUUUGUGCCGCCGUUGGUUCCGAACCUGGUCAAGAAUAUGUCCAGGGUACCAAAUACUUGGCUGUGGCUUACCGUUAUUCCAAUGGUCACAAGUGGAGAAACUGGGGUAUCACUGUUGGGUUCAUUGUCUUCUUCUUGUUUGUGUACAUCUCCUUGACCGAAUUCAACAAGGGCGCUAUGCAAAAGGGUGAAAUCACUUUGUUCUUGAGAGGCCACAUCCGCAAGCUCAAGAAGCAAGCUAAAAAGGCCAACGUUGACAUGGAAACUGGUACUGAAAAGGCUGCCGUUCGCGACGUCAUUGAAGCCGAAGCUUACGAAAAGGGAAAUGAAAAGGCCAGUGAUUACAUGGAGAAGCACCAAGAAGAGCAUAAGGACAUUUUCCACUGGCGCGAUCUUACUUACCAAGUUAAGAUCAAGAAGGAAGACCGUGUUAUUUUGGACCACGUUGAUGGCUGGGUGAAGCCUGGUCAGUUGACUGCCUUGAUGGGGGCCUCCGGUGCUGGCAAGACUACCUUACUCAAUUGUUUGUCAGAAAGAGUUAGCUCUGGGGUUGUCACCGAUGGUGUGCGUAUGGUUAACGGUCAUCCUUUGGACAGUUCUUUCCAAAGAUCCAUCGGUUACGCCCAACAACAAGAUUUGCACUUGCCUAAAGCUACCGUUAGAGAAGCUUUGAGAUUCUCGGCUUACCUUCGUCAACCUCGUCAUGUUAGCAAGGCUGAAAAGGAUGCUUAUGUCGAAUACGUCAUUGACUUGUUGGAAAUGAGACUUUAUGCCGAAGCCCUUGUUGGUUUUCAAGGUGAAGGUUUGAACGUUGAGCAGCGUAAGCGUUUGACUAUUGGUGUUGAACUUGCUGCUAAGCCUAAGGUGUUGUUGUUUUUGGAUGAACCCACUUCCGGUUUGGAUUCUCAAACUGCGUGGUCUAUCUGUAAGUUGAUGCGGAAACUCUGCGACCAUGGUCAAGCUAUUUUGUGUACUAUCCACCAGCCCUCGGCUUUACUUAUGCAAGAAUUCGAUCGGUUGUUGUUCAUGCAAAAGGGUGGUAAGACGUGUUACUUCGGUGAUCUUGGUGAAAACUCUUCAACUUUGAUUAACUACUUUGAACUGCAUGGUGCUCAUAAGUGUCCCCCUCAAGCCAACCCCGCUGACUGGAUGUUGGAAGUUGUCGGUGCCGCCCCCGGUUCUAAGGCUAAUCAGGACUACCACGAAGUUUGGAAGAACUCGGAAGAAUACAAGGCUGUGCGUGCUGAACUCAAUGAUAUGGAAACUAGACUUGGUGCUAUCCCUAAGGAAGAGGACCCUGAUGCUAACAAGAAGUAUGCUGCUCCUCUUUGGAAGCAAUAUUGUCUUGUGACUUGGAGAACUUUGCUUUCUGACUGGCGUUCACCUGGUUACAUCUACUCCAAGGCGUUCUUGGUGGUGUCUUCUGCGAUUUUCAACGGUUUUGCUUUCUUUAAGGCUGAUACUUCAAUGCAAGGUCUUCAAAACCAGAUGUUCUCGGUCUUCAUGUCGUUUAUUCCUUUCAACACCAUGGUGCAACAAAUGUUGCCUUACUUUGUUCAGAACCGUGAAGUCUACGAAGUUAGAGAAGCUCCAUCGCGUACCUUCUCGUGGUUUGCAUUCAUGGCUGCUCAAAUAUCGUCGGAAAUCCCGUUCCAGUUUGUUCUUGGUGUCUUAGCUUACUUGUGUUGGUACUACCCAGUCGGCUUGUACCGUAACGCUGAACCGACUGACGCCGUCCAUGAACGUGGUGCCUUGGUCUGGUUGUUAAUGACUACCUUUUAUGUCUACACUACGACCAUGGGCCACUUGUGCAUUUCAUUCAUCGAAAUUGCUGAGAACGCUGCUAACUUGGCCGUGAUGUUGUUUACCAUGUGUCUUACCUUCUGCGGUGUUUUGGCUGGUCCUGAUGUUUUACCAGGCUUCUGGAUUUUCAUGUACCGGUGCAACCCUUUCACUUACCUUAUCCAAGGUAUUUUGGCAGGUUCGCUCGCUAACACCAAGGUUGUUUGUGCCACCAGAGAACUUGUCCAAUUUUUCCCUCCUGACGGUCAAACCUGUGGUCAAUUCAUGGAAGCCUACAUUUCCAAGGCAGGUGGCUACCUUACCGACCCUAACACUACUGGCGAAUGUAACUUCUGCCAAAUGGCGUCGACCAACGCUUUCUUGACGCAGGUGAACAUCAAGUACAGCGAAAGAUGGCGUAACUUUGGUUUGGUUUGGUGUUUCGUUGCCUUUAACAUUUUAGCUGCUAUCUUCCUUUACUGGCUUGCCAGAGUGCCUAAGGGUAACAGAGAAAAGAAGAAGAAGGCCUAA
Messenger RNA from Diutina rugosa, 4524 nucleotides. RefSeq names its product pleiotropic drug resistance family ABC transporter. Gene Ontology annotation, biological process: xenobiotic detoxification by transmembrane export across the plasma membrane. Bases 1 to 4524 code for a protein of 1507 amino acids. Gene Ontology annotation, cellular component: membrane. The transcript has a single exon. The record is from RefSeq and is a predicted model, not a curated record. NCBI's taxonomy places the organism in Eukaryota, Fungi, Ascomycota, Pichiomycetes, Serinales, Debaryomycetaceae. Gene Ontology annotation, molecular function: ATP binding; ABC-type transporter activity; ATP hydrolysis activity.